Psylliodes chrysocephalus is the source of this 1318-nucleotide messenger RNA. The record is from the annotation of a GenBank genome assembly. NCBI's taxonomy places the organism in Eukaryota, Metazoa, Arthropoda, Insecta, Coleoptera, Chrysomelidae.
AUGGUUUACCAAACUGAAACGUUUCCAGAAGAACUGAGAAACAAUGAACUGACGGAACACAUGCCGGUGCUCAUUUUUAAGAUCCAAAAAAGUAAAACCAGUGAUGACCCAAAUAUUGGCACCCCUAAGAGUUUUACGAAAAGUCCAAGAGAUUUUUCAGCGACUAAAAAAUAUGGACUCUUGGAAAAGAAAUUUAAAAAACAAAAAAUUAAUUCAGGAAAAGAAUAUGUUUCUAGACUAGAAAAGCUGCACAAAGCUAAGUCUGUACUAAAAGCUUGUGGUGAAACAUGUUUAUUUAAAUGCUCAGAGAAGGUUCCAGAAAUUUGUAGGCAAGACUUAUUUAACACCUAUUACCAGCUUGCUGAUAAGUCUCUUCAGAGAGAGUUUUAUCUCGUCACAUUGAAAAAAGGCCAAACAAACCUGAAAAACAAUACAAAAAGAAAACAUUUACGUGUACAUACUGUUUUAACGUUAAUGAUCAAAAAUUUAGGGGGUUCUACAGAACGAGAAUUUUUGGAAGGAUCGCUUAACUUAAGCAUUAUGUACCGGUUAUAUAAACAAGAAUGUAUAAGCGAUGGUAGAACUUUCGCUACACAAUACAUUUACUCAAACAUUUUUAAUUUAGGGUUUUUUCAGCCGAAAAAAGACUUAUGUUCUGUCUGCGAAACGUAUAAAAGUUUAAGUGAUGACGAAAAAGAAGCCAGAAAAGAACAUUUUGAAAAGCACCAAGAGGAAAAGGUUCUGUCUCGUCUGGAAAAGGAAAAAGAUAAAAAUUUGGCAUUACAAGAUGAAAAUAAUAAUAUUAUGUUAUGUUCUUAUGAUUUACAGGCUGUUACUCCACUGCCUAAUGGUAACGUAUCAACAUUUUAAUAUAAAAGUAAAAUUAACGUUUUUAAUUUCACGAUCUUUAACAUAAAAGAAAAAUCUGGGUUUUGCUACAUGUGGCAUGAAGGAGAUGCCAAAAGAGAAGCUAAUGAAAUAUCCACUUGUGUAUUUCAGUUUUUAAAGAAGCAUGGCAAAGGAAAAAAAGUUUACUCUACAGUGAUAAUUGUACAGCUCAAUAUAAAAAUAAAUUUUUGAUGCCUAUGUAUUUAUACACCGUGGAAAACUAUGACAGAAGAAAUUAACCAUAAAUAUCUUAUCAUUGGAUACACGGAAAAUGAGGGCGAUUCCAUGAAUUCGUGUAUUGAAAAGGAAAGAUCAAAAGUACUUAAAAAUGGCCCGGUUUGUGUGCUAUCUGAACUAGUAACCAUUGCUAAAUCAGCUAAAAAACGAGGUAAACCAUACGAAGUCAAUUAGAUGUAAACUGAAGAUUUUG